UCACACAGAGCAGCCCCUCCACCUGCCUCCUCCUCCAGGAACUGAUGCUCACGCGUCAUGUCGUGGGCACCAGAGGGAUUUCUCUAAAGGCUGCAUCCGAUCUGCUAUGGAGUUCAACUCUUCAUCUGUGUUUGAGCUGCAUAAAGAAGCUGCUGAGGAGGUUGAUCUGAAUGUGGUGUACCAGGCGGCAGCAAACGGAGAUGUGAACACACUGACCGCCACGAUACGAGAGGACCCGUCCAUCCUCGAGUGCUGCGAUAGUGAAGGCUCCACACCACUGAUGCAUGCUGUGUCUGGGAGGCAGGUGGAUACGGUCAAACUGCUGCUGAAGAUGGGAGCCUCUAUAAAUACGCAAGAUGCCUGUGGACGGACGUCUCUCUCUCUAGCGACAUACCUGGGCUGGCUGGAAGGCUGUGUGUGUUUGCUUCGCAACGGGGCGAAACAGAACAUUCCCGAUAAGAACGGACGCUUGCCAAUUCAUGCUGCUACCGCUGAAACUGACUUCAG
Sinocyclocheilus grahami is the source of this 507-nucleotide messenger RNA. RefSeq names its product ankyrin repeat domain-containing protein 55-like. The record is from RefSeq and is a predicted model, not a curated record. The annotation marks the transcript as partial. Lineage: Eukaryota; Metazoa; Chordata; Actinopteri; Cypriniformes; Cyprinidae. Gene Ontology annotation, molecular function: protein binding. The transcript is spliced from 4 exons.